Molecule: messenger RNA, 1059 nt
Organism: Lecanosticta acicola
Lineage: Eukaryota; Fungi; Ascomycota; Dothideomycetes; Mycosphaerellales; Mycosphaerellaceae
Source: the annotation of a GenBank genome assembly
AUGAGUUCUGGAAAGCCACCCAUCCAGAAGAGAAAGCUCAGCUUGACGCAUGGAAUAAGCAAAGGGGACAAUGGCGAGAAAGACUUGGACAAGGAAACCCACGACAGCCUAUCAAAAGCAGGAUUAGAUGCAUAUAGUACAGCUCCUCCCAAGGGGCAUGUCCUACCUAUCACCGACCCUCUUGCCACGUUUGCCAAGGGGUCAGGGACAGGAGGUACACCUCAAAAUCUACCCGGCCAUUCUGGCGCCUCUGGAAGAUCGGGAGCCUCUGGGUCGAAUUUGACCUCUACCAACAACGUCGAACCAUCCGCCUCAGAGGAUGACAUUCACCGGACAGUUCGCACCAAAUAUGAUCCAGACUCGAUGCCGACGCCGCGUCCUAAUUACUUCUGGUCAUCUGACCGCCCGAUCGAGGAUCUUGAGGCUUACAUAGGCAGCCUGCAGGCAAGGCGCCAGCAGCUAGCCCGCGAGGCCGAGAUCCUCUGGGCUCGGCUUUCCGAGAAAGAAGCUGAAUAUUACAAUAGCCCUGAAGCCAACACCCCUCCACCGCAGGAAGAAAUCGACAAGCCUGCAAAAGUCGUUUACAUCGAGACUCUCUCCAUUCUCCACCGUAAGGCAUGGAAGACAAUCGGAUAUUUCGACUGGAUGAUUCGGCAUUCGCAGAAGAGGAUCGAGCAAGUCCGGUCCGCCCAAUCCAACCCGGAUGGAAAGGUUACCUGGCGCGCGGAGGCAGGAGCGGAAACCAAGCCACGCAUCACGAUCAACAGAUUGAAAGGAGUCGAGGAAGGGGUUUCUGCACGGCUCGCUCACCUGCAACAGAUAUACGGGGCAGUUGCCAUGAGCAUGGCUGCCCCUGAUUGGGACUCUUCCGAAGAAGGCAAUGCCCUGGUCUUCAGCCCGUUCAAGAAUAAGAUGAUGCCGCAGCGAGAGGCUAUAAUGGAACUUCGUAACGAAACUGAGAAGGCAAUCCGGGUUUUGCAGCGGGAAGUUGACAUUGCGAAGGCUGUCAUCCGGGACCUUGAAGCCGGGGGAAAGGAAAGCUCAAAAGAAAAGGACUGA